CACAUCUCAUUAGGCCUCUUCUAGUCUUUUAGCUGCUGCUUCUCAACUAGAAUCCAUUUCCCCCAAAACUGCCAUCUUCUUUAUGCUCUGUCUUACAUCAUUCCAUGGAUACAUUAUCAAGCACAGUUUCAACCCUCAAGAUUCCAUCAGUACCCACACAAACUCAUCAUCAUCGUGAAUUAUUCUAUCAUCACUUGAUAAGAACCAACACUGCCAACUGUCAACCCUGUGUUUGUUCUUCCACUGCUUCCAUUAUUCCCAGAACCAGCAAGAAGGCUGCUGUCUCUACUUUUCUACCAGUCUCUGCUUCCUCAUCGUCACCGCCUCUCCAACCACGUUCUUCUUCUCCAAUAUUCCAUGCAAAGCCAGCCACUGGGUACGCAGCGGCCAUAAUAGAGGUGGGUCAAAGCACCAAGUCCCUUCACGCCGUUCACAUGGAUGUUCAGAGGCUCCUGAGGUUUCUCCAAUCAAGCAAUAAUAACGAUAAGGGAGAAGCAGCGGCUACCAUGAUGAAGGAGGUGGGCAAGCAAGGAAAGUUUCAGAGGCACGUGGUUGCGUUGUUGAGGAUGCUGAUGAAGAAGGGCAAAUUGGGAAUUUUGGGAGAAGUUUUAAAAGAGUUCGAGAGGAUCUACGAGGAGCUUUGUGGAACUCAAGUGGUGUUGGUGUCAUCUGACGAGUUGUUAGGGAUAGCCAAGAAGGUGCGGCAAACACCCUCUUUUGCCUUCUGAACUCAAAUUGAAUGUGUUCAAGGAUGAUGAUCAAUUCAAACCUAUAUAUAUAUUGUAAAUCUCAAAUUACAAUUCAAUUACGAGUUUCUAUGCUUCCAUCAAAGCUCGCUCUUGGUUUUGCUUUAUUCCAUUUCAUUGUUUGCAUGUAUGAUUCAUUGGAUUUCGGGAACAAUUACAGCAUCCGAGACUUUGUUUAUUGAUUAAUUAACCAACAAGACACUGAGCUAGGAGAGGCAAACGGGUCGGACCGGUUUGUAUAACCCGUUAAAAAAGUGGGUUAGGAUAGAAUUUAAAACCGUUAAACUUAAAAAGUUCACCUGAUUUGUCCGGUUUAAUCCGUAGAUUUUGAUGGACUUUAUCUAAGUGGGACAAGC
This is a messenger RNA of Arachis stenosperma, 1102 nucleotides long. RefSeq lists its product as uncharacterized. Lineage: Eukaryota; Viridiplantae; Streptophyta; Magnoliopsida; Fabales; Fabaceae. Gene Ontology annotation, biological process: photosynthetic electron transport in photosystem II; photosynthetic electron transport in photosystem I; proton motive force-driven ATP synthesis. The transcript has a single exon. Gene Ontology annotation, molecular function: proton-transporting ATP synthase activity, rotational mechanism. Gene Ontology annotation, cellular component: chloroplast thylakoid membrane. The record is from RefSeq and is a predicted model, not a curated record. Bases 105 to 728 code for a protein of 207 amino acids.